GAGAGCACUGGGAAGGUAGGGAAAAUGAACACCUGAUCUGUCAGCGGAUAGAUUGUAUAAGUGUAACCGUUUGGUUGUUUUGCAGACCAACCCACCCGCUGAUCCAUAUGUGAAGGGGUUUGAUAAGGCUCGCACGAUGCUGCUCCUCCACGAUAAGGUUCAUCUUGGUUUCCAGAUUCUCUGCUGCAACGCUCAGCAUUACAUCUGUUGGCAUGUCUGAUGUGAUGCUGUAGUAACCCUGCACAAGCAUCCAGUAAAGAAUUUGGAAGGUGUGGAAGUUGAUAGGGAUUUUAAUUAGGAGCUAAAUGCCUACCUGACAGUGCUCUAGGAAGUCACUGAAGCCCCCUAUGAGCAUCCCUUUGCCCCCUUGGGCCACCAGUUCCCUCCAGAUCAAAGGGGACUGCUCGUGUUUCCACCCGUUUCUAUUGCAGGUGACCUCCAGCCAUUCCUAGCAGUGAGAGGUCACAUUGAGGUGGCAAAUAAGUGGAAAAAUAUAUACUCGUGAUUUGCAAAUAUAAUAAUAUAAAAGAUAAUUUAUAGAGUAUUACCGUCCAUUCAUCUGGGAGGAUGGAGAUCUUGUGGAUCCUGAAGUUCGGCAGAGAUCGUUGUAGACUGUCUGCCAAUAGUUCCGCUUUGGCAUAAUGGGGACAGUCUGUUUUGCCUGGAGAGGUUUAAAUGUUAGGAAUCAGAAAUAGGAUGUUUCGAUGUAAAGAUAAUUGCUAAAAGAUAAAAAAAAAAAAGAAAAGUCAAACUUUACCCGCAAGCACAAAUUGUGCCAUUCUAUCCGGUUGGCGUUGGUUGCCUAGAAACUGUGGGUGUCGCGCUUAUUUGAGUCCGUGUAGAAAGCGCCAAAACACGAAACACACCAGAACGUCUUACAACAACCGCGAGACCUAUGUUUUAAAAACGUCACAGGUCGGUGUUAUUAACCGUAACAAAUAUAAACGUGAGAUACUUCAUACUCACAAUAAACACUAUUUUUGACAGUGCGUGUUGACAGGGGGACUGAAUAUGGCGGCGCACACAGCACGAAGCACCGUGUGAGCAUGCUGGCUAACACUCAGUGGACUACCUGUGUCUUUUUUUAAGUGUAAUGUAACUUAGCUCCGUGUCUCUUCGCUAAACCACCUUUUUCCUGCGAGAUGGCGCAGCAACGUGUAACGUCGGGGCAAUUGUUUUCCCGGUUAGAGUUGUGAGGACAAUGUCUCUCUGGGCUGCAGAGGAGGUCAUGAGACGGGGCAUGCGCCUUGGCUGCCGCAGGUCUCUAUGGCAACAGCGCAGCUUCCUGAUGACAAGCAGAGACGCAUCUUUCCAUAGUCAGCAGCUGGCACACUCUGUGGUCACAAGGCAAAGCCUGGCCAGGAGUCCGGUCAGCUCAGUGAAGUUUUACUCACAGGACAGGAUUCACAGUGAGGACCUGGAGGUGAAGGAGCAUCUCUUGGAGUCUCCGCUGCCUGCUGAGAUCCGUUCUGAUGAGACUGCCUCGAGUCAGACACCGAAGAGCUCCACUUUCCGUGGCCAGCUGCUGCGAUUAGGCUCCCCGUCGGAUGUGUUGGACUUCACCUGCCAGAACGUGCCCACAACUGAACAGAUCAGCGUGACCCUGAUGUACAUGUGGUCCACGAUUAAGAAGAUGUCGACCGAUCAGCAGCGCUACGAGCUGCAGCUGAUGUUGGAGCAUCCUGCAUUCGAGAGCCUGCUGCAGUUAGCCAAGAAGAAUGUGGGGAAGAUGUGCAGUGACGAUAAGACUUAUUCUCUCAUGGCUAUGAUCAAGCUGGGUGUCCCCCAAAAUAGCCUCGUGGUGCAGACUUUCCUCCAAGCCUGUCAGGCGGAACUGAAUAGCUUUACUGAGAAGAGCCUAGCCAUCUUGGCCGGCUGUCUGAGAGAUAUGGAGGAAACCCCCAACGUCGCUGCACUUAAGAAGGGCAUGGCGCUGGUAGUUGAUAUACGUCUUCCCGGGAUCAAGAGCGUCGUGGCUCUCCAGACCAUGAUGCAAAUGUUGGGGAAAGAUGCCCCACUCAACCUCAAAAACAAACUAGGGAAAAAGGCUUUAUCAAUGUCACACCAGUUCAGCCUUCCCAACGCCCAGUACAUGAUCUCCAUUAUGGCCACAAUGGAGUACUGCCCCAAACCGCUGAUGGACAUCUGCUGUACGAAGAUCAGAGAAAACAUCCCCGUAAUUCCCUUCUGGAGGUUGUUGACAGUUCUGCAGUCGUGCACGAAGCUGAACUACAGAGACUUGAAUCUGCUCGCCGACGUUUCCGAACACAUCGCCUCCACGAUAGACAUGUGGACCAACAAGCAGUUGGCCCUUUUCCUGACUGAGUUCGAGAGGAACCUCUUCUGUCCCGCUGCCCUAAUGAAGGUGUUUGCUGAGAAGGUGAUCGCCAGUCCAGACAGUCUGACAUGUCAUGUUCUCCUCAGUGUCCUCCGGGUGUACUCUUCACUAAACUAUGACCUGCAGCACCAAAGGCAACAGUUCCUGGAUAGUCUCACCCAGGCUCUGGAAUCUUAUCUUACCAAGAUGUCUGGUUUUGAGUUGUUAAAGGCUGUGUACGGUCUGUGUGUAAUGGGCCACUACCCCCCCACGCUGGUGGAGCAACUCCUGAAGAGCAGCACGCUGGAGCAGUUUGAGACUACAUCGCCCAAGUUCCUCCACUACCAGGAGUAUAUGUUUCAGAUAGUGAACUUGUGCCUCCGUCUUGAACGCCCUCCGCUCCCUCAGCCCCUGACUGUUCCUCCGUCUGCCCUGGGAGCCGUCGCCCCCCCCCCCAAUCCGCCAGUCAACCUGAAGCUCUCGCAGGGUCUGCAGAGUUUGUUGUUGGACCAGGCAGACACGACGCUGCAGGAAAUGGUGCUCGUGGAGAACUAUUACGUCAUAGAUGGUUUGAUAACCAGACCUCUGCCACACCAAUCCUCUGCGACUGAAGCAGGUAGUCAUGCAGGAGACGAGCGCUCUCCAGCAGAGAGCAGUCAAAGAAUUGCAGUAAUUUGCACGAGGUACGCUGGUUUUUGCCAUGGUACGUCCAAUCCCCGUGGCCCUCUGGCUGUCAAGAUUCGCCAUCUGAAGAUCCUGGGAUAUGACCCUGUCUUGGUGCCGGACCAGGAGCUACAGUCCGUGUCAGAGGAAAAGAUGACGGAGUUCCUCAGGGAACGGAUUUUUCCAUCACACGAAAGCCUGGACACACAACCCAAAAUGGAGCAACUGGACAGAUGUUAAACGGAUGCCAAGUGCCAUGCACGGUUCUCAACCUGUUCAAUCGUCAUGAACACACAGAUUUUUUUUGUGCUUUGUGUAAACAAUUAAGAAGGAAUAAAUAUAUGAAAAUAUUUAAAUAAAUGAUGUCCCUGGAUAAACUGAGCUCAAAACCA
Messenger RNA from Morone saxatilis (striped sea-bass), 3372 nucleotides. It is a transcript of the gene fastkd2, whose product is annotated as FAST kinase domains 2. Gene Ontology annotation, biological process: mitochondrial RNA processing; regulation of mitochondrial mRNA stability. The coding region runs from base 1202 to 3220 and encodes 672 amino acids. Gene Ontology annotation, cellular component: mitochondrial matrix; ribonucleoprotein granule. The transcript has 12 exons. Lineage: Eukaryota; Metazoa; Chordata; Actinopteri; Moronidae. Gene Ontology annotation, molecular function: RNA binding. The record is from RefSeq and is a predicted model, not a curated record.